This is a messenger RNA of Cladocopium goreaui, 1899 nucleotides long. NCBI's taxonomy places the organism in Eukaryota, Dinophyceae, Suessiales, Symbiodiniaceae. The record is from the annotation of a GenBank genome assembly.
AUGGAGCCAGUCAACCGACUGCCUCGACCAGAGGACCCAGCAGCCCUGGAACGACUAGCGGAAGCUCAGCAGUUGCUGUGUGCCCGGGCAGUGAGUGAAGAGGACUGUCAGCAUGCAGUGGAGUUGCUGCUUGAGCUGGCGCGGCCAAUAGAGGAGGAGGGGUUCGGCUACAGCCCAGCCCUGCUGACCUUGGCCUCGCUGUAUGAGUCUGGCUAUGAGCCGGCCAUUCAGCAGGACUCAGGGCAGGCUGCAAGGCACUACAUGUCUCUUCUGGAGGCCCAGGUGCCGUCUCAGAGCCUCAGCAACGACUUGCUCGAGGAGGCGGCCACCAACCUGUGCAGCUUAGUGAAGGACAAGGAGUGUCAACUACAGGAAGCUGAAGUGAAACGCCUUGAAGCUCUUGCUGUGCAAUGCGAGGAGUGGAAUCUGCGCAGCCCUGGUGGCUGGUUGGCCUUCGCUGCCACUGAAGCACGGCGCAAGUGGACUGCAGCCAAUGAGGAUCCUGAGGUCCGCGAGCGACGCCUGCAGCGCGAAGCGCAAAAGGCUGAGCAGCGGCGGCGCCUCGUGGAGGAACAGCAGCUGAGGGCUCAGCAGGCCCUGGUGGAGGCGGAAAACCUGAGGCUCCAGGGCAACGACAUGUGCCGACAAGGGCAGUUGCCUGGGAAUGCCGCAGCACAGCAGCACUUGCUGCAGGCUGUGGGGCUUUAUGCCCAAGCAGUGGAGGUGCUGUCCAGGUGUUUGGAUCAGUCGCUGCCCCUGGAAAAGGCCGUGGAGCUCCGGCGGCAGCGUGCCCUACUGCGCUCCAACUCGGCGCAGGUGGAGUUGUCAACUCAGCGCUGGGCGCAAGCAGCAGAGCUCGCUGAGAAGUCAUUGGAGGACGAGCCGAGCUCCGUAAAGACCCGCUAUCGCCUGGCGAAAGCACAGAUGGGCCAAAGCAACUGGGAAGCGGCUGCCAAGACAGUUGACCAAGCUCUGCUUUCCUUGAAAGGUCAACCCGGCGACCGUGAAACUUUCACGGUGGAGCUCUGGAAGUUGGCCGAGGACAUCGCGCAGAAACUGCCGCAGUGGCGUUGGUCAGCCUCCAAACCGGAGCUCCGAAAAGCGGCGCCGGAUGACUUUGAGAAGCGGAUCGUUGGAUGGUGGGAAUAUCCUGGCAGCACCUUUGAAAUCCGCCUGGAGCCAUGGGGUGCUUUGGUCUUCCAGGAAGACACCGUGAAAAUCGAGCUGAUGAAGAAGGGCAAGCUCCGCUGGAGGGGUGAAGUGGAACUCAUCUCUGGAAUGGUCCUGAAUUUAUCCUUCGAACCUGGCAGUGAUGUCUUGGUUUUAGAAUUCAUCCCACCAUCAGAGCUUCCUGCGGAGGAUCAAUGGAGCGGUCCCAAACGAUUCACGGCCAAGCGAAGAGAAGGCAUGAAGCAAGAAGCGAUUCCGGCGGAAGUGCAGGAGGUUCCCGAGCCCAUCGCUCAGCCCAUCACUGAACCUGCACCGGAACCUGCACCUACAGCUGAGGUGCAAGGCGAAGAGGCUGAAAACAGCUCGGCAGUCUUGGAGGCACCAAAGGAGGUUCACAUUGCUGGUUAUCCUGCAGUGGCUGGCUGCUACCGGUUGCAGCCAGAGUUGAAGAAUGGACGCCCCGUCUACCGUCGUGAGCCUCACUCCGAAGAUGCUGAUGCUGACCAGUUCUUGUGGUUCAGAGGUGGCAAUUGGGGUGUGACCAGCUCCCUGAACGCCUCAUCACUGGCGGCUCCCUUCGCAGUGCGAUGUGCUGAUGCGAACGCCCUGCAUCCAUUGCAGCUCCGGCGGCGGUCGAAGUGGUAUAUGCGAACGGGCAGAAACAAAGAGGAUUCAGCACCAGAUUUGUUGGUUGCUGCGGACCUUGAACAGAGCACCUCUGCCAGCUGA